AUGCCUUCUAUUUUGCGAUUCAACCAGUUCUACUUAACAAAAAUCAAUGAAGAGAAUGGUAAGCUCAAUCAGUGUAAUCAUAGUUUUUCACAUGCUUUCAUGAAAAUUGAAAUUCAAAAAAAUCCAAAAGAUUGCUGA
Molecule: messenger RNA, 138 nt
Organism: Caenorhabditis briggsae
Lineage: Eukaryota; Metazoa; Nematoda; Chromadorea; Rhabditida; Rhabditidae
Exons: 2
Coding region: 1-138 (45 amino acids)
Source: RefSeq, a predicted model, not a curated record